Messenger RNA from Penaeus chinensis, 5756 nucleotides. RefSeq lists its product as uncharacterized. The record is from RefSeq and is a predicted model, not a curated record. Lineage: Eukaryota; Metazoa; Arthropoda; Malacostraca; Decapoda; Penaeidae. The transcript is spliced from 11 exons. The coding region runs from base 137 to 2635 and encodes 832 amino acids.
CGCGCGUGGAUUCCGUCGCAGAGAAAAAUGGCGAACGCUCAUUCUGUCCCCCUUACUUUGAUCUUAAAACAGUCAUAGCGGAGAUAGCGUACCUUCGGGGGAUUCUGUGAUAAAUUGCCCAGGGAUAUCUUCUAUUAUGAGAAAGAUAAGAAAGCCAGGAAGGAUGAUGGAAGAUGCGAAUGCUGAGUGCAAGAAGUUCUGCACGGAAUGGGGACACUUCCACAAGGUGACCCGUAUCUUGGUAAAGGCAAUACGGAGAAUACAUCAUGGAGUGAGAGCUGAACAUGCACAGCUCAAGGGAGACAUAAAGACUUCAGGUUUAAGAUCAAAAUUUUUAACUAGGCAUGAAACAGCUUUUAAAAAAGUGGUUAUUGGCCUGCAGGAUUAUGCGGCAAAUUUUCUGGAAAUGGAAAAACAGUUCAAAGAGUUAUCCAAAAAUAGUAGUAAAUAUUGUGAAAUUCAGUUUAAUAGAGUAGUGGAAAAACAUUCUCAGGUGUGUGUGCAACGAGAUACAAUACUUUAUUCUGUAGAAAGUAUGAUAAAGGCUCAAUUGAAAAUCAUAGCUGGAAAUUUUAACGAAAAUUCAGAAAAUCUAGGGGAUGCUGGAAUCUUUAAUGCAAUAGCUGCAUAUAAUGAAGUUCUCAUUGAACUCAAGAGAAACAUUCCAGAAAAAGAGGAAGAUGAAUAUGAAGAUGAAGAAGAGGAAGAAAAUGAUGCUACACUCUAUAGACUAGUAAUGCCUGAAAAUUUAAUUCCUCCAUUAUCGUGCUUGAAACAAAUCACGGCUUCUAAGAUACUACAGAUAGUUGGUCGAGAGAGGGCACCACAAGUAACUAAGUGCAUAGCAGAUACUUUUAUGUCAGAGUUUAAGAUGCCUCCUGAAAAUGGAACAAUGUUACCCUGGAAACCUAUAAGUUAUAGUGCAAAGUCAGGUUUGCUGAAUGGUGAUAUAUUUGAAGAUGCCAUAGCAAAGGAAGAAGAUGAAAACAAGCUAAACCAGCGGAAACUUGAUAUGGCUCUUCGAAUGGAGUUUGGAGACGAUUUUCCUGGAACAGACUACUUACCUGCAAAUGAUGCUGGAGAUUGCAAUACACCUUUGAACUGUACAAAAGUGAAUACACUUAUAAAAACCAACACUGAAUUAUUAGAACAGCUUGUAGACAAGUUUACUAAAACUACAGGUGUAUUAGUGAAAGGAAUGGUCAAGCACAGCAAGUCGGGAGAGAAACGCCUCACUAAAGCUGCUAGAAAUAGAAUUGAGACCUACUAUGUGGAGAGAGUAUGGGGUGAAGGUUCAGAAUUUGUGGAGGAACUUGUCUUAUGGGUCCCUCCAGCAGAAAGACCUCCACCCUUCCCUCCACCAGCUUUGCUCACACCUCUUCAGUUGUUUCAAUUACUUGGUAUCUUCCAACAAUACUGCAAUAAAUGCCUUAUACCAGAAUCUUGUUACACAAGUUGUGAAGGAAUAGUUGAUGAAUGUCGACAUUUAGCAACAACUUCAUUCAUUGACCGGAAUAUGGUCCGUGGUAUCGGAACUUAUGCUCGAUCAUGUCCUGAGCCCUAUAAGCUUUUAGAUGGAAAUUAUUCUACUAUAGGUGGAGAUGGCAUUGGUGAUGUGGUACAGCUGCUAGUGUGGGAAAUUAAUGAGAUUGAGAGAGCAGAAGUUGAAAAAGAGCCCAAAGACUGGCCUGUUGGAGAUGAGGUUGGCCUUAUCCUUAGACUUGGAGCAGUUGUAUCUUCAACUCUUUCGUGGCUUAGGCUUCGAGCAAGCUACCUGCUGCACACUUGGAACACAGCACCAUACUACCUCCUUACACAAGCUGACCUACCUAGGAUCAUUGAGGAACUUAAGUUGCUUCGGGUACAAGAGAGAGACAACCUUAUUAAAACAGAUGACUUUGCACGUCUUCUGUAUGCCAUGUCAAGAGACAAGCUUGUUUUGAUGUUGGAUAAGUUGGUUGAUAGUGUCAAGGACUAUGAACAGGAGACUGUAGGAGCUGUUAGUGCUGUCUGUCGCACAGUGAGCCUAGCCCAGCUACAGAACUCUAUGCCACAUCCUCGUAUUUGGCGAGGGAUAGGGCGGAUCCCACAUGAACCACACUACUAUGUUUAUGAGUAUAUCAAUGCUGUGUUAGAGCCAGUUCUGGAUGCUGUUUCAAAACUAGGAGUGGUUUUACAACGUCGAGCUGGAGCCACUGUCUUGAAGGUUGUUUGCUACGCAUGGCUGGAACAUAUCCGUGUUCAAAAAAUAAAAUUUUCCCUAUGGGGAGCUCAGCAGCUCUUAAAAGAUUUCCAUGCCUUAGCUGAGUGGCUACAGAAAUACCCUGGUUUAGCACCAGAAGCUCGUACACAGGUGUUGGCUGUUGACGUGCUGCGAGAGUGUGAAGGUGUGGCUAGGUUGCUCAUGAGACAGCCUCCUCUAGUCGUAGGAUACACAUCUCAAAAUCAAGUUGUACCUAUGGGCCCCAUUACUGCUGGUCGAAAACAUGAUAAAGAAGUCAAGCUUAGCACAGAUAAUGAUGACAUCCCAGCAGAAAUGUAUGUACCAAACCAGCAACUGUGGCUGUCACUCAGGGCUCGGCCAGCAUCCUCAGUGUGUGUCAAAAUGGGUGCUUGUUGUUCUUGGCCAUACUAAGAGGUGUUAACAGUGUUUGUGAUCAGAUGAUUAUGCAAUUUCUCAAUCCCCUGGCUGUUACAUGUGAUGUUGCAAAGGUUAUUAACCUAUUCUUCAAUUAUCUCUUGAACUAAUUCUUUUCUAAACAAUUUUUCCCCUCAUUCAUGCACUGUUGGUACAAACUUCAUGCAUCAUGCAUAUAUAUAUCUUGAGCAAAAGGUUAGCUAUUAGCAAAGCUUUCCCAAAUUAAUAAUUCAUUAAAGUUACAUCAUUUGAGUCAUUAAUAAACUCAUUACCUGCAAGGAUAUGCAUUAGUUAGAAUGCCAUAAUAAGUUGUAAGAAUACUAGUCAUAUUUAUCACCAUGAGCUCUUACUAACUUAAAUGUAUUUAGUAAAUAAAAUCAAUGUAAUUGAUUUUACAGCAAUGCACAAAUCUAUAGUAAAUGCUCAUGAAUGAACUGGCCUUAGUACAGACCUGCACUUUAUGGCUCAUAGGUGAGUAUUACAUGGUUGGUCAUUUAAUAUACAGUGAUAUUCCAUCAGAUGGAUAGGUUAGGUAUACUUUGUUGUAUUGUUGAAUUUUAAACUCUAUAAUUUUUUUACUAGCUUUAAAAUUAGAAUGCAACAACCAGGUUCAGUGUACCAGUAUUUUCAUAACUUUAGUUUGUUAAAUAUCAGCCACACAGUUUAGUAUUGAAAUUUGGUUUUAUGCAGGCAUUUAAUAAAUUGUUUUCAAAUAUGCUUUAGAACAUAGAGAUGUAAAUUAGGACCAGUAUUAUCUAGUAACACUGCUACACAAGGGAACACAGAAAAUAUAGUUUAUAGAAAAAAAGAACUAAAAGCCAUAUAGGCAAUACAUUUUGUGCAGAUGUGGAAAUAUAUGGUAAAAAGAAAAAAUGCUUAAAUGCUGUAAUUUGUUAAAAAGUUAAUGAUCAGGUUGCUUUUAUUUUCUUCAGUGUCUUUAUUUUCCACAAGUAAUUGAAUGUAAGAGGUGUUUGAUAUAUUGGUAGGGAAAUCUAUACAUUUUCCUUUAUUUGUCAGGUUAUUUGUUUUAUGUUAUCACAAUAUGAUAGAAACACCGUAAAGCAGUUAUUUGGAUUUUUAACAGUCUUCUUGUACAUUAAUCAUUAUACAUAUAAGUUAUAAAAAUUAUGGGAAGUGGGAAAGGAGAAAGAGAUUAAAGAAUAAAUAGGAAGAAAUAAAGAAGUAAAGAUAAAUUACAAAGAAGAAAAGUCAAGAAAUGAUAAAUGAAAGGGAACAAAGGGAGAAAGGAAGAAAGAAAUUGAGUGAACUGGAUGAUAUGUAAGGAAGGAAAGUGAGCAAAAAGAAAAGAAAAAUCGAAGCUUAAUAACUGAAUAAAUUAAUAUAUAAAGACAGGAAAAACAAUGUAAAAGAAUAGAAAUGUAGAAAAUUGGUGUUUUUUCCAUCAAUUUCACAAUGUAGUGUUUAUAUAUUUUUAAAAUACGGAUAUUUAUGUGUGAAAACCAAAGAGAAAAAGUAAAGAUAUAUAUGUUUUGAUCACUAACAAAAAUAGAGAAAUUUGAUAUCAGGAUUUCAUGAAUCAGUUACAUUGAUAUGAUGAUCAUAAUGAUUCCUGGAUCAUUUUCAACUCAAAUAAAUAUGAUAAUUCUAAUGUUGAAGUUAAAGGUUAAAUUUCUUGAAUAUUUCAACUUCAGCCCAUUAGAGACUCCCUUUUCUUCAGAUUUAUACUGAACACAAUACUCAAGUUAAGCAAUAAUCUUAUUCUAUAUUCGAUCUGGUAUUAGGAAUUUGAAAAAUAUUUUUAAUCUUCCUACUUAUUUUGACUUUUGCUGCUUAUAUGGUAAUACGCUUUAGAUAAAAGAUUUAGGUGUAUUAUAUAUACCUCAGAUAUAUCAUGUUAUGGGAUAGUCAGGAUUUAAACUGCUAAGAAUAUAACUAUUAUAUUGUAUAUCUAAAAGUUACUAAUGUAGUAAUUAAUAUUUCUAGUCCAUAUGCUUAUUUCUUUCUUAUGAAGCAUUUUUGAAAUUUAGAAAAAUGGAAUAUAUUAAUUAUUAAGCUAUAAUUGAUAACUAUAUUUACACAAUUUCCUAUUCACAUUUUUUAUUUUUAUUUUUUUACUCUCAUUUGUUUAUGAUAUAAUUCUUUGUUUUUCUCCAGUCUCGUAUUUGUCAUAUAGAUGAAUAUAUUUAUAGUUUAUCCAAAUUAAAUGACAAUAAAAUUAAUACUAAAUAUUUCUUCAUGUAAUAGAAAUAAUUUCUGACUUCACUUUGUCUAGUCUGUUUUUUAUAAAUAGUACUGUGUCAAAUAAAGGCAUUUAGCAAAUGAGAAAGAUCUCAUUGCACAAAAUUUUAUAUUAAGUAGUGUGUAUAUAUGCAUGUAUAGCAUAUUUUAUAAAUGGUGUCUCAGGAGAUACAGCAGAUAUUUGUUGAAGUGAAGAAAUGUGUGAUUCUGAGUAGAAGAUCUUCUGUACAACAUAUACCUCUUUCAUAAGCAGGAUUUUAACCCUUAAAUGGCAGGUGGCAUAAUAUUUUUUAAAAUGUGAGGAUGAUAGGGUCUUAUUUAGGGGUUAAAAAAUCCAAAAGGUUUGAGUUAGUACUGGCAGAGUCAAGGCAGGAAAGUGUAGAUACAGCUUAUACAACAUAAAAGUUACCACUUUUAUUUUAUAUUUCUUGACUUUUAUAAUCAUACUGUCCUCUUGUAUUCUGUAUUGGUGAACUACAUGUGCUAUUGAUUGUGUGAUUUCCUAUUUGAAUAUACUGUAAUCUUCCAUAAUUUACAUUUAAAAAAUGCAAAUAAACUAAACUUCUUCUCAGAAUCACAUUUCUUUCAUGCCAAAACUAUCUGACUUAACUUAUGGGACACCUUGUGUACAGUAUACUCUAUGUGUAUAUAUACAAAUAUAUACACACACUGUUUGUACUAUAAAUACACAAUUUUAAUUUUCAUAUCCGUUUAAUGAUGAGGUAUUUUGCUUUUGAUAACAAGAGGUGUUCAUUUUUUCUAUAAAUUUGGUAUGUGAUGCUUUGAUUAUUAGCCUCUAGAUAGUAAACUAGAAUGUCCAGUAGGGGAAAACAUGACAGACACACACACACACACACACACACACACACACACACACACACACACACACACACACACACACACACACACACACACACAC